Messenger RNA from Durio zibethinus, 1351 nucleotides. Lineage: Eukaryota; Viridiplantae; Streptophyta; Magnoliopsida; Malvales; Malvaceae. The record is from RefSeq and is a predicted model, not a curated record.
CCCUUUUCUUCUCUCUUUUUCUCAUUAGAAACAUCUUGAGAGCUAAAUUCCAAAGAAAAGCUGAGAGAAAAAUCAGUGAACAAUCAAGAUUUUGGCAUUUUCGUUCCCUAUAUCAAUAUCAGGCUUCUUUCUUCUUUUCUAGGCAGUUUAGGCUAGUCCUUCUUGUCUUCUUCGUUGUUUGCUUGUAUUAGCUGAUCGUCUGAUCUGAUCUUUGUUCUUGUCUUUCACCACUUCUUGAUCCUAGGUUAAUUUCUCUGUCUUGUUUUCUUCAUGUACUCAAAAUUAAAACCAUUUUCAUUCAUGGGUGUGUCCAAUUCUGAGAUGUUUCUGUCUGAGAAAGGCCUAAGCAGUACCAUGGAAUUCAGUUUCUUGGUUAGAUCUUCUUUAGAAUUCCAAGAAGAUCAGUGUCAAAUUGCACCUUUUCAAGUUAUUGAUGAUGAGCCUCGACAACAAAAAGAAGAGAGAGUACUAAAAGAAGAAGACAAAUGCAAAUGGCCGAUGUCUCCAUUGGAGUUAAAUUUGCCAUCUUCAGGAGAAUUCAAGGUUUAUGAAAAUGGUGAAGAUGAAAACCAUGAUGGGUUCAAGACUCCAACUUUGUUGGAUCACAAAAUUCCUGUCAUGCUUAAGUGCCCACCUGCACCAAGAAAACCAAAAUCUCUCCCAUCACCCAAACGAAAGGCGUUUAGCAGGAGAAUCCUACUUGAUUUGACCAAAGAGAUUGAGUCUUUAUUUCCUCCAGCUCUUCUUGCAGAUCUAGGGAACAAGAUUAAGAAAGUCAGACGAGAAAGUGACUUCAAAUGAUAUGAUAUAUAUCAUAUAUUUUUGUGAAGAAGUAGAAUUAUGUUUAUCUUUUUAUUACUCUUCCCUUUUGUGUGGAAAUUCCCACUUAAAAUGGCAUUCUAUCUAAUUAAGAUAUAACUGCAUUUCUCUCUUCAUCAAUGCCAUAUUCAGCUUUUAAUGUUUCAGUUUCUAUUUAUUCCUGUUCCUUUUUCUUUUUCCUGUAUUUAGUGUUAUGUCACAGAACCCAGAUCUAAAGCUAUAUAACGAUUUUGCAAAAGACCAAAGCGGAAGUACAAGUCAUCAUGGAUUUGAGCAUUGGAUUCUUGCUUUUUGGCUGCACCCCACCAAGCAGCUAAAAGAUAAGACUUUGGGUGAUCUCUGUCAAAGUUUUUGAAUCAAAAUGAAAGUGGAGUCCCCUUUUUUUUCCUUUCGAUGAGUGCUCAAGAAAUGGAUUGCAUUGACUUUUUGUGUUAAGAAAAUGGGUUAGCCAUUGACUUUCCCAAUGGAAGCAAACAUAUUCCUUUGUUUUUACCAAUUAGUUGAGCAAACCCAAGUGGGAUAUUCGCUCUGA